AUGCGGACGUGCAUGCAACCCUGCAGGCAGAAUCUCGAGGCCCGCUGCCACCCACCUGCUGGAGACCUGCGCGCAGGACCUUCCUGCCAUGAACCAUUGGUCUCUGAGGACAGCACUUCCCGCCACCCGAGAGGAGGCGGAGCCAGAAGGCGGGGCCGCGGCUGGUUCCCAAGGCAGCCCGCAAACGACUACGCCUACCUGAUAGAGCUCGCCGCCCACGGCCGCCACUGCCUGCGCAAAAUCGGUCUCCUGGGCAAAAAACAAUCAUCGAGGCUCCGCCUUCUCCUCGUGCUCCUUACAAUUCUACUGCAUUUGGGCUUUAUACUGGCAAGCCUCCUCUUCUUAGCAGUGAACUUGACCUGUGCAAUGCUAGUCCAUGGAGAUGUCCCAGAAAAUCAGUUGAAAUGGACUGUGUUUAUUCGAGCAUUAAUUAAUGAUAGCUUGUUUAUUCUUUGUGCCAUCUCUUUAGUUAGUUACAUAUGCAAAAUUACAAAAAUGUCAUCAGCAAAUGUCUACCUCGAAUCAAAGGGUAUGUCUCUGUGCCAGACUGUCGUCGUCGGCUCUGUAGUCAUUCUCCUCUACUCUUCCAGAGCUUGUUAUAAUCUGGUAGUGAUCACCAUAUCACAGGAUACAUUAGAGAGUCCAUUUAAUUAUGGCUGGGACAAUCUUUCAGACAAGGCUCGUGAAGAAGAUGGAAGUGGAGGAGACUACAUCGUCUUUGGAAUGGUCCUCUUUCUGUGGGAGCAUGUACCAGCAUGGUCGGUGGUACUGUUUUUCCGGGCACAGAGAUUAAACCAGAAUCUGGCACCCGCUGGCAUGGUAAGCAGCCACAGCUACAGCUCCAGAGCUUUCUUUUUCGACAAUCCAAGGCGGUAUGACAGUGACGAUGACCUGCCAAGACUGGGGAGCUCUCGGGAAGGAAGUUUAUCAAACUCACAAAGUUUGGGCUGGUACGGCACCAUGACUGGGUGCGGCCGCAGCACAUACACAGUUACACCCCCGCUGAGUGGACCUGUAACGGACACUGCUCCUCUGCUCUUCACAUGCAGUAAUCUAGAUAUGAGGAAUCACCAUAGCUUAUAUGUAACUCCACAAAACUGAGGGCUUUCCCACAGAAGAAUUCUCGAACUGUUUUCCAUGAAUGUGUAUGUGUAUUCAACAUCUUUAAAAGCAUCUACAUCAACAUUGCAUCAUCUAUUGCAACUAGCAAAAUCUGAAAAUGCAGCUGUGUUUCGUGGAGAACCUCAAAACACAGCUGUUCAUUUUGACCUCUGCAUAGUGAAAUUCGAAGUUUGGAGGAGAAAGAGAGAUUAGAUGCUAAGGUACUUGAUGACCUCAGAACCUCCUAACUUUGAAUGUCCAACGCACAUUUGCAUAUUUGCACUUUUGCCUGUGUUCAGAAAGAAUACUCUGCAGUCCCCAAAGCCACACUCGAGUAUUCAUAACAUUGUACACCAGAUGGGAAGGCAGUUUUUCCACAAAAAUCAAAACCUAGAAAUUCAAAGGUGUACUCUACAUGGAAUUCUUACCCAAUUACAGCUUUAAAGUGUGAUCAGUGCACAGACUUAAGGCUUAAAAAUACAUCAUUCUUUUUAAAAAUAUGUAACACUGAAGACAGUUUUUUAAAGCAUGCCUUGAAAAAAUUGUCAAUUGAAAUCACUCCAUUAUUUUAAACAAGUUAUAGCAGAAACCCUUCAUGGUGCUGCUGGCUGGCAGUGUUCUUUGGAAAGCCAGAGCAGUCUUUUCAAAGGAACAAAAAGCCAGUGGAGACAGUGUGGCUUUGAGUAGGACUGGUCAAGUGGCUGUUUUGUAUGACUAAGGUAAGUAGCAGUUUAAGCAUGAUUCUUCCAGAAACUAUAGUGACUUUUCCAUAGGGGAUUUCAGUAGAACUUCUUGGGACUAACUAAACAAGUUUACAGAUGCAUUUAGGGAUUGUUCACUAAAAAAAGUGCUAGGUUUAAAACAGUAUGUUUUCAAAAAGUAUUCAAUUUAUCUAAAAGGAGAUGGAGCAAAUCCUACCUACUGAGUCAAGACUGUCCUCAGGUAAAUUAAAUCACGAGAUGUUUUGCAGUGAGCUGAAGUGCAAUACUUUAUAAAAUGUAUAAUCCCGCCUUUAUUUUUCACAUUUUAUACCUUGUAUAUGGGCUUAGCCAAAUUAAAUUAAUUCCAAUCAAUUCCAACACUGGAUUAAUAAGCAAACAAGAGAAGUGUAAGAGGUGUUUAGGACUUCACUAAGACUGUCUUAAUAUGCUACUGUAAGAGGUGUGCUUGUGCACACAUGUGCACUCAAACACACACACAGAGCAGUAGGCCAAGACAACACAAUUUUAAAAUGCACUUUCUAUCUGUGUCUACAUGGAAAUCAGAUACUGAAUACCUCAGAUAGAGGGGACAGGCAGCUUAGGAGGUGUCACACAAGUGGAGAUGACCCCACACAGGAUCUGCCAGCUGCUUUGGAACCAAGAUGAACAUAGCUGCCCUCUUCUGUCUACUGUGACUAGAAAUUGUCUUAUUUGUACUCAUAUCUAAAAUCUUUCAGCUUUUUAACUAAUUCAGCAACUUCACAAAAGUAUAAUAUGCGAAUCUUUAAAAACAUAUUGUUAAUCCUUUCUAUCUUUUGAGAGGAUGGUACAAAGCCAAAUACUUUUCUUCUUUUUAUGAAAAACAGAUUUUAAAUUCAACCGGAAGCAUACUUAUAAAUAUACAGCAUUUGUUUGUAAGUUCUUACUGUAACAAAUUAUUUAAACUUUUAUAGUACAGAAGUUAGCCUUGGUACUAUGAUGACAACCUAACAAUAGUCUACAACUGUGGAUUUGUUUUCAGUUUUUUGAUUUUUUUCAGAAUGCCAGUUGUUUAUUUUGGUGAUGUUAGGUAUCUAACUCAUUUUUUCCUAGUUAAGCUUCUCUCCACAAACAUCCUGGUUGACAAAGUAAAACAAAGAUUACUUAAACUCUUCAGAUAAAGUAUCUUAGUUCUUUUCACUGCACUGGUUGACUACACUGAAUUUGAGAUUUGUUAGUGUAUUUAUGUAUCACUGACUCAAUUACCUAAAUUCAGAGGCUAUGUACUCCUGGCUAUCCUGGAAACUCAGUGUAGACCAGACUGGCCUUGAACUCAGAGAUUCUCCUGCCUCUACCUUCUAAGUGCUGGAAUUAAAUGUUUGUGCCACCACACUUGGCCUAUAAAGUACCUAAAUUCUUAACAUUUGUCUCCUUAUAUACAUUUCACAGUACAUCACCAAAGAAGAAAUCUGCCGCAGUGUUUGCUUAAAAAUUCAAAAGCACUAGCAGCACUUUAAGUUUGGUCUCAGAGGGAGCUGUUCAUAAGGUCAAAGGGCUACAGUUCCCUGUCCACCUGCACUGAAGCACACGACAACUCCAGCCCUUCUUCACAAUCAUUAAUUAGAAAGUCGAAAUUCAUUGCUUAAGUGUAUAAUUCUACCGUGAUUAGCAAUAUUUGUUCUUAUUGUUUAUUACAUUUGGGUUACUAUUAAUUUUGAAACUCUUAACCACCUAUUGUAGCUGAUUGUAGUUUUAUGGACAAUGUAAUUUAUAGCAAAAGUGGCUUUUUACGUGUAAUUGCCUUUUUAUUGUUUAGCAGUGUU
Cricetulus griseus (Chinese hamster) is the source of this 3604-nucleotide messenger RNA. NCBI's taxonomy places the organism in Eukaryota, Metazoa, Chordata, Mammalia, Rodentia, Cricetidae. The record is from RefSeq and is a predicted model, not a curated record.